Molecule: messenger RNA, 189 nt
Organism: Penicillium subrubescens
Lineage: Eukaryota; Fungi; Ascomycota; Eurotiomycetes; Eurotiales; Aspergillaceae
Exons: 1
Coding region: 1-189 (62 amino acids)
Source: RefSeq, a predicted model, not a curated record
AUGGAUUCGGACUACGAUACGAUGAGCCACCUGAACGCCGCUACAAUUCAAGCAAACUUUGCCUCGCGACACAGUAUCAACAAUGAGGACCUGGAGCUGCAUCAUAGCGACAGCACCUUGAGACUCAACACUAACAGCGAAGAAAUGGAGCUGAAACGGGCACCAAUGCCUUGCUACACAGGCCGAUAA